AGUCUAGCCAACCCGUAGUCCAGUGAUUUACGUACUGUCAACGGAAGUGAGGUUAAUGUGAAAUGAAUGUAAAUAGGUGAGAAAACCAUGUUGAAAAUCGCCUUCACUGCGCAGUUACCAAAAUUACGGUCUUUAGCAUCAGCCGCCACCUGCACCGUAGACAAACAAGAAAUCAAACAUUUCGAAAAAUUCGUAGCGGAAUGGUGGGACGAAUUUGGGCCCAUGAAACCCUUGCACUCGUUGAAUAAACUCAGGAUACCGUUGAUUAGAGACGGACUCGUAAAUACGGGAGCAAUCGACAAAGAAAAAUUGAAUAAUCCCCUACCCUUAAAGGACAUCUCACUACUAGACGUGGGUUGCGGAGGUGGAAUUCUAGCAGAGCCUUUAGCAAGGCUAGGAGGUAAGGUAACGGGAAUCGAUGCGAACCCCAACACUAUCGAACUAGCAAAAUCCCACUCCCAGCUGAGUUUUCUCGACAUAAACUGUUUGACGUCUUCUAUCGAAGAACACGCUUCGAACAAUCCGGAAAAAUACGACGCCGUCGUAGCAUCGGAGAUCUUGGAGCACGUCUCUAAGAAAGAUCGUUUUCUAGAGGCUUGCGUUAAGUGCCUUAAGCCGAACGGUUCGAUUUUCGUAACUACCAUAAAUAAGACGUUUUUGGCAAAUUUCUUGGGGAUCGUGAUAAGCGAGAACGUAUUACAGUUGCUGCCCAGAGGGACGCAUCAGUACGAGAAGUUCAUAGAACCCGUUAAGCUUCGGAGGAUGCUGGAGGAUUGUAACUGUAGAACACAGCUUAUUCACGGAAUGUUUUACAAUAUUUUUACCAACACUUGGCACUGGUGUACCGAUACGUCUAUAAAUUAUGCUUUACAUGUCGUUAAAUUGAAGAAUGUAUAGGUUUGGAUAAAAUAAAUGUUUUUUUUAUGGA
This is a messenger RNA of Anoplophora glabripennis (Asian longhorned beetle), 928 nucleotides long. RefSeq names its product ubiquinone biosynthesis O-methyltransferase, mitochondrial (gene Coq3). Bases 88 to 897 code for a protein of 269 amino acids. Gene Ontology annotation, molecular function: 2-methoxy-6-polyprenyl-1,4-benzoquinol methyltransferase activity. The record is from RefSeq and is a predicted model, not a curated record. Lineage: Eukaryota; Metazoa; Arthropoda; Insecta; Coleoptera; Cerambycidae. The transcript has 5 exons. Gene Ontology annotation, biological process: ubiquinone biosynthetic process.